AUGCGGGUCGUCGUCGUCGCGGGCACGCACAGUGGUGUCGGGAAGACGACGAUCGCGAGCGCGUUGAUGCUCGCGUUCGCGCGUCGGGGACACGCCGUCGCGGCGUUCAAGGUUGGGGCGGAUUUCGUUGAUCCCAUCGCGCACAGGGCGGCGCUCAGGGAGACGUGCGCGGAGUCGGAGAACCUGGACGGGUACAUGAUGACGGAGGCGUACGCGAGACGGGCGGCGGCGGCCAAGGCGGAGACGUGCGACGUCGCCGUGAUCGAUGGUGUGAUGGGUCUGUACGAUGGAAGAGAUGGAAUCUCCGAGGAUGGGUCCACGGCGCAGAUGGCGAAGUGGUUGGGAGCGGGGGUUUUGCUCGUCGUCGAUUGCAACGCCAUGGCUCGGAGCGUGGCGGCGAUGAUAAAGGGGUAUCAAGAGUUCGACGCCGAUUUGAACCUCUUGGGAGUCGUUUUCAACAAGACGGGCGGAGAGGCACACACGAAGUACCUCACGGAGAGCUUGGACGCGGCGAUGGCGAACGUUGAGGUGUUCGGAGGGAUUCCGAAGGAUGCGAGGGGAACGGGCGACUUCGCGGGGGGAGCCACCGCGAACGACGAUUCUAUUGAACAACAGAUUCAACACAUGGCGAUGUUGCUCGAGCAAAACUUAGAUUUGGACGCGCUGUAUGAGUGCAUGCCCACGUUUGAGGUUGACCCGGAGACCGUGCUGGAGUUGGCGCAAGAGCGAGCGGAACGCAGCGCUCAGGCAGAGGCUUCAGGAGCGGAGGUUCGCAUCGCGGUGGCGCGAGACGAGGCGUUUUGCUUUUACUACCCCGAAAACUUGACGAAAUUAGAAGAGGCUGGGGCGAAGUUGGUGUACUUCAGCCCCGUAGGCGGCGAUGCACUACCGCAAGACAUCCAGGGCGUGAUCUUUGGAGGGGGUUAUCCAGAGUUUCACGCACAAGCGUUUCUGAAAAACCGACCCUUGCGGUCGGCGGUGACGGCGUUUGCCACCGCGGGUGGUGUUGUGUACGCUGAGUGCGGAGGGAUGAUGUUCCUGUCGCAAUCGCUGUCGGCACCGGAUGGCAGUUCGCCGCGAUCAAUGUGUGGCGUUGCGCCGUUUGCGACGAGAUUGACGAGCUCUGUGAAGACUGGUUACGCCGAGAUCACCAUCGCCCCCGGGAACCCUUUGUUCAAAGAGGGAGAAAUCGUAAGAGGUCAAACGUUCCGCUACAGCGAAAUUUUCGGCGAUAGACCGAGCAAAAUGCGCGUGACAGAAGAUAAAAUGGCCAUCGGUUGGGGCGCGACGUACGAGGUCAGAGAGGAGCAGUCAUUCGGAAAGGGACAAGGCGCCGUCGAGCUCGACGGGUUCGCAUGGAACAACGUUUUGGUCUCGCAGAUACAUCUUCACUUUGGCGCAAAUCCGUCUCUGGCGUAUUCCUUUGUCGAUGCGUGUAGAAAAGUGUCGACCAGUGCGUAUGAGGCGGCGCACCGCGCAGCAAUGGUCUCUCGCCGGACAAUGAGCAAGAGCUUUGGACCGCUGACUCCGAUCUCUUCGGGUAAUGUGUCACGUUAUUACGAAGGAAACACCAGAGCGUUUGAGGAGGAUGUGCAUCGCGCGCUCUCUGCGGUGUCGGACUCCCCAGAGAAGAUCAAACACGUGUUGCCACCCAGACGUUCUCGGGCGACGUCACGCGACUUCCGAGAGUACUCUGUUGAUUUGGACUCCGCUGAGGGUAUAGGGAUGUUUCGCUCUCGAUCGUCGGCGUCGAUGCAAUCUCUCGGUGUGGCGGUUUCAAAGCUGCCAGGGUUGCCGCGAAAACAGUCGCAAACGGAGCUCGACGUCGCGUUACACGCGUACUUUGGCGCAUCUCAAGUCAUGCCCGACCACUUACACUCGCCGUCUCAGUUGCAGCUUCCUCUGCCGCAGUCCGUCGGAGCUAUAGUCUCACUAUCGCCUACGGCGACGUACACUCUGUACGCGCUUGGACUACGAGAUCGUGUCGUCGGCAUCACAGACGCGUGUGUGCUUCCGGAAGGUGUUGUGGAUCAUCCGAAGAUUGUCGCCAGACACUCCUCCACGCUGAUGUCUCCGCAGCAUAGCGCAAAUCUCGGCGAUCGAAGGAGAAGCUCGGGUGUGGCCUUGAAUGAUCUUGAGUUGGCCAGCGUGGGGAGCAUGCAUCAUGGAUCAAGCCACAACUCAUUGACACGCUUAGAAAAGCAAGCGCACAACAGCUCACAAGAUAAGUGGUCGUACUUUGACGUCAACUUCGUGCGUCACGCCGAGGCGAGGCUGAUUUUCACUCCGGACGUGUGCGCGGAUUGUACGGAUGUGCGAUUUGGUACAGCCAAGUAUCUUCAUGAAGCAGAGGUGUUCCUGACUACGGCAGAAUUCGAUUCGGACGACGAUGCAAUGCUCGAGGUGAAUGCGUCGAGACCGUCCAUUUUUCCAGUGGCGCCGAAGACGUUAAAUGAUGUAUUAGACGUCAUUCUCCAAAUCGGCAUUUUGUGCGGACUAAAGGACCGGGCGGUCACUUUGGUUACGCAGCUGCGAUCUCGCUUGCGCACCAUCGCCCGCGUCGUCGCCAGUGCGGACCAAAGGCCCAAGGUGAUGUCUCUGGAGGGGAUAAAACCCAUAGUCGCCGCCGGACACUGGCUCCCAGAGAUGAAAUCCAUCGCUGGCGGCGUCGAUGAGCUACACGAACCCGGUGCUCCACUUGAUCGCUUGCGAUGGGAACAAGUCUUGUCGUACGCACCGGACAUGUUGCUCAUCACACCUUGCUACUUGGGAAAGUCUACGGAUGAGACGAUGGAAAAGACUUUGGAGCAACUGGAACAUCUAGCGAGUCAGCCCGGAUGGUGGGCCAUUCCCGCCGUUCAGAAGCGCCGAGUCUUCAUUCUCUCCCACGAACUGACGUGUCAGUCUGGACCCCAGCUCGUCGAUGGAGUCGAGACGUUGGCUCGCGUGAUCCAUCCGGACUUGUUCCCGAUGGAGCUCCGUCAAGGAAUCUGCCUAAAGUUGAAUCUCGAGGAGGGAAAGAGCUGCAGACCAAAACAGCUGCGACAAUACUUCACGGAGUGGCGAUGA
Messenger RNA from Ostreococcus tauri, 3069 nucleotides. Its product is annotated as CobB/CobQ glutamine amidotransferase. Bases 1 to 3069 code for a protein of 1022 amino acids. Gene Ontology annotation, molecular function: cobyrinic acid a,c-diamide synthase activity. Lineage: Eukaryota; Viridiplantae; Chlorophyta; Mamiellophyceae; Mamiellales; Bathycoccaceae. The record is from RefSeq and is a predicted model, not a curated record. The transcript has a single exon.